Molecule: messenger RNA, 3229 nt
Organism: Columba livia (rock pigeon)
Lineage: Eukaryota; Metazoa; Chordata; Aves; Columbiformes; Columbidae
Gene: COLGALT2
Product: collagen beta(1-O)galactosyltransferase 2
Exons: 12
Coding region: 71-1945 (624 amino acids)
Molecular function (GO): procollagen galactosyltransferase activity
Source: RefSeq, a predicted model, not a curated record
CGGCGCCGGGCGCGCUGCAGCGGCCGCCCCGCACCGCCGGCGCGGCUCCCGCGGCCGCCCCGCGCCCAUCAUGGCUGCGAGCGCCGGGCCCCGAGCCCCCCGGCCCCUUCUCCUCCUCCUUCUCCUGGGCGGCUGCGGGGCCAGCCUGCCCCCGGAGCCGCCUCCACCCCCGCCGCCGAGCCCCGAGCCGCAGCCCCUGCCCGAGUCGGCUCUGCUGCAGCCCACCGUGCUACUGGCCAUCAUCGCCCGCAACGCCGCGCACACGCUGCCCCAUUUCCUCGGCUGCAUCGAGCGGCUGCGCUACCCCAUGAGCAGGAUCGCCCUCUGGGUGGCCACUGACCACAAUGUUGACAACACCACAGCAAUCCUUAGAGAGUGGCUGAAGAACGUGCAGAACCUCUACCACGAUGUGGAGUGGAGACCGAUGGAAGAGCCCCAGUCUUACCCAGAAGAAUUUGGGCCAAAACAUUGGCCAAGCUCCCGAUUCACUCACGUGAUGAAACUCCGACAGGCAGCCCUGCGUGCUGCACGAGAGAAGUGGUCAGACUACAUCCUGUUUAUUGAUACAGAUAACUUACUGACCAACCCAGAAACCCUGAACCUGUUGAUAGCAGAAAACAAGACCUUGGUGGCGCCAAUGCUCGAGUCUCGCUCUCUCUACUCAAAUUUCUGGUGUGGCAUCACCCCCCAGGGCUAUUACAAAAGGACCCUGGAUUACCCCCUGAUCCGGGAAUGGAAGAGGACAGGCUGUUUUGCUGUCCCGAUGAUUCAUUCCACCUUCCUCAUCGAUUUGAGGAAAGAGGCCUCCACCAAGCUGACGUUCUACCCCCCGCAUCAGGACUACACCUGGAGCUUUGACGAUAUCAUGGUCUUUGCCUUCUCCAGUCGCCAAGCAGGGAUACAGAUGUUCAUCUGCAACCGUGAACACUAUGGUUUCCUUCCCAUGCCCCUGAAAUCGCACCAGACGCUGCAAGAAGAAACUGAGAACUUUGUGCACACCCUUAUCGAGGCGAUGAUUGAUCGUCCUCCUGUUGAACCCUCGCAGUUUGUCUCUGUUCCGCCAAAGCACCCUGACAAGAUGGGAUUUGAUGAAAUUUUCAUGAUCAACCUGAAGCGCCGGAAGGACAGGCGGGAUCGGAUGCUGCGGACUCUCUAUGAGCAGGAGAUUGCGGUCAAGAUAGUAGAGGCCGUGGAUGGGAAAGCGCUGAACACGAGUCAGCUCAAAGCUCUCAGCAUCGACAUGCUGCCGGGUUACCGGGACCCGUACUCCUCGCGGCCCCUCACCCGGGGAGAGAUCGGCUGCUUCCUCAGCCACUACUACAUCUGGGAGGAGGUGGUGAACAGAGAACUGGAGAAGACGCUUGUUAUUGAGGACGAUGUCCGCUUUGAGCACCAGUUCAAGAGGAAGCUCAUGAAGCUGAUGGAUGACAUUGAACAAGCCCAGCUAGACUGGGAGCUGAUCUACAUUGGCCGGAAAAGGAUGCAGGUGCAGGAGCCUGAGAAAGCGGUUCCCAACGUCAUGAACCUGGUGGAAGCCGAUUACUCGUACUGGACCCUGGGCUACGCGAUCUCCUUCCAGGGGGCUCAGAAGCUCAUUGGAGCGGAGCCUUUCGGCAAGAUGUUGCCGGUGGAUGAAUUUCUGCCAGUCAUGUACAACAAGCACCCGGUAGCAAAGUACAUGGAGUACUACGAGUCCAGAGACUUGAAAGCCUUUUCAGCAGAACCCCUGCUCGUCUACCCCACGCACUACACGGGGCAGCCCGGCUACCUUAGCGACACGGAGACCUCCACCAUCUGGGACAACGAGACCGUGUCGACAGACUGGGACAGAACGCACUCCUGGAAAUCCCGGCAGCAGGGCACGAUCCACAGCGACGCCCAGAACAAGGACGCUCUGCCCUCGCAGUCGUCUCUGGACGCGCCGUCCUCCAGGGAUGAGCUAUGACUGCCCGCGGCUCUGCCGGCGGCUGAACCUGCCUCACGCUUCGGCUUUUCACCCUUGGCAGCGGUAGAGCAGCUCUGCGCGUGGUCUCCAUCCCAAGAGCUUGGACCUGAUGUGACAACCGACCGAGACGCUCAGGACAAGGCGGGACAUGAAGGAGGAAACAGAACGAGUGAUGCAGACUGGCGGAAAAAAGAAGCAGAGAUCUGAACAAAAGCCCCCGCAAGCUUUUGUAAAAGAAAAACCAAACCUUGAAUGACGUCUUUCUACAGUUCCUUGUGUAGAAUACUGUAUUUAUAAAGAUUAAUAUAUAGAGGUGUACAAGUGUUCAUACCUUUCUGGAUAGCUGUAACUAGGCUGUUGUGUAACUGUUAGUCCUCAUAGGUUCGUAGGCUUUUUAUAACCCUAUUCGCUGAGAGAAACUGCGCGCGAAUGUUUGGGUAUUUGGGUUUGUUUUUUCAAAGGGAAUCAAAAUGGUUUCCAAAACCAUCCAGCUCAGUGGAGCAGCGCUCCUCUGCAGGGUCAUCUCCUUCAUCGCACGGUGAUAGAAAACUAUCGCUGGCUUCCCCUCUGCAAAUCACAAAACUUGCCAGGUCUGAGCGGGCCUCCCAGUCCGGAGCUGCCGUCUUGGCGUGCCUGAAAUCCUGGGAGCUGGCAGAAGAGGUGGAGGUUGCCAAAGGGAAGAGCUAGUCCAUGUCAUGUCCUGCUUCACCCUCUGUGCCUCCACUUAUUCCUUCAGGAAAACAAAGCCUGACAGCCUGUUUGCAGGCCUGCUUAAUUAGGCCGUAAAACCAAGUGUUAGGACUUCUAGGGACUUGAAAAUGUUUGGUUACGAACUGCUUGACAUUAUCCUUAUCAAACCAAAGCAACUUACCGAGAUGUUGGUGUUGUCAGCCGUACUGUCCUCGACAGCCUCAAUAGAAUUAUUGCGCAUUACGGGACGGAAAGGCAACUUGUCUGGAUAUUUUUUCACGUGAGGAGCAAACUUGUCUCUUUUUUUGGAUGGGUUCUGAUGUACUUGCUGCAGAGUAUGGUGUUUAUUUUUAAAAGAAAACGAUUCUCAGAGGGCAGGUGUUGCUGGCCCGCACUGCUGGGGUUGGCUGGGACGUUCUCCUGCGCUUCCCACCUAGAGACUCACCUGCUGGAGAUCUGCACGGUUGGGUGUGUGUGCCUGGGCUUUCAUUUGUGUUUGUUUGUUAAUAAUUCCUGACGGAUGUUGUGCUUUCUGCUCAAGAAGACGUGUUCUUACCUGUCAGCCGGUCUGAUAAUACAUAGAACCUGGUGCAA